Messenger RNA from Chironomus riparius, 1044 nucleotides. NCBI's taxonomy places the organism in Eukaryota, Metazoa, Arthropoda, Insecta, Diptera, Chironomidae. The record is from the annotation of a GenBank genome assembly.
AUGAAGUUAUUACAAUUUAUAUGCUUAAUAAUCAACUUUAUUAUUGUAAAAUCAACCGAGAAUAUCCAAUCAACAGAUAUCAGCAUUGCUGAUAAUCCACAAAGUACAGAAGCACCUCAAACUACAGCAAUUUCAACUCGAGCAUCCUCACAACUUGUACCAACUUCUCAAUCACACGCAACAACAGCUUCAACCCAACCAACAUCAAGUAUAGAUUCACAAUCUACAAACUCCUUUCAUUCACAGCCAUCUUCUGAACUUUCAACAUCAAAUCCUUCUCAAACUUCAAGUAUAUCCACAAACAAUCAACAAAUUACAACCCAAAAUCCAGACAUUCCAACUCGAAACCCACAAAGUCCAUCAAGACCAUGGGAUUGCUCGAAAUUCCGCUUCACUAACCUGCCGCAAAACUGCUGCUUACUUCCAAAACUCCAAAUGCCACAACAAAUCACUGACAACUGUAAAAAUGAAUGCAAAAAUCGUCACUGCUGUGUUGUUGAGUGUAAAUACCGGGAAAUUGGAAUCUACAAGAACAAAGAAUUUAAUAAUCAAGCACUUCUGACUGCCUACAAGAAUUCACUUAGCUCUGAAGCUGAGAAGAUGAAUUGGACAAAUGCGAUGAAUUUGUCACUUGAAUUUUGUGAGUCAAUGGUCAUGUCUGAAACAACUUUAAGGGCAACAACUGUGAAUUUUAAGAAAAGCAUUGUCACGAUGACAACGAGCAGGAAAGCUAUCAUAGUGACCUUAAAAAGAACUGGACAGCAAACAUCAACAAAAUCCACAACUACAGAAUCAACAACUACUAAAUCUUCUACAACUUCAGGAACAACCACAUCGACAAUCGCUUCAUCAACAGAGUCAGUUAAGGACAGAAGAGACAAGAAUCUUUACUGCCACAUUCCAGUUUAUGUCUAUUUGAUGAUUUCCUGCACAAAGGUUCAAAAUUUUAUAAAUUGUCCGAAUUUUAAAAGCACUGAUGAGAUUUGUGAGGAAUGGAGGGACUACUUGAGGAAGUGUGGACAUGAAUUGGGAUUUCUGAUAUGA